Messenger RNA from Annulohypoxylon truncatum, 1872 nucleotides. Its product is annotated as voltage-dependent anion channel-domain-containing protein. The record is from RefSeq and is a predicted model, not a curated record. Gene Ontology annotation, biological process: malate transmembrane transport. Lineage: Eukaryota; Fungi; Ascomycota; Sordariomycetes; Xylariales; Hypoxylaceae. Gene Ontology annotation, cellular component: membrane. Gene Ontology annotation, molecular function: malate transmembrane transporter activity. Bases 263 to 1663 code for a protein of 466 amino acids. The transcript is spliced from 2 exons.
CGGGAAUCUUGGCGGUCAACAGACAUUAGCGUGGAGUUGCUCUAAGCCCUGGUUGGUAGAUUGGGCAUGUUCUGAGAUUGUUGUUGAGUCAAAUGGGGGAUUGAUCGUUCCUUGCAGUAGUACAGAUUUUAUAUAAAGACUUGGGUCUAGGCCAAUGUUAUUUUGAAUCCAGCUUCACUCGUGUGUGUAUUCGAUUCUUAUUCCCCUUGAUUUCUUCUUGGACUUGACUCUCCUUUAUCCUUACCUAGAAUAUACAGAAGCGAUGGAACAGAGAGUUCCUUUAACCCCUGAUUCUCCUAUUCCGUUCCAAUCGAAUGGUCUGUCAACCCAGGCCACGUCAAUAGGGCAAGGUGCUCCGGAGGUACACCCCGGAUAUGGGGUAGAUGAUGAGCGUCAUAGUUUGAGUGUGAGCGGAACGCAGGUCAACUCGCCGGUCGAUUCAAUUCAUGACGGCAAAGAAGGUCACGAUGUCGAAAAGGUUGAUGAUCUGAUUGGUGCCGAUAUUUAUGAUCCGAACCGGCCAAAAAUUCAUUUCUGGGCUUGGUUCACCCUGUCAAUGAGCACUGGCGGGUUAGCGCUUCUGAUAUACGCCCAACCUCACCAGUUCCCUGGGCUCCGACAGAUUGGAUUUGUCGUCUACGUCGCCAAUAUCAUAAUCUUUGCAUGCAUCGUUGCUGCAAUGACUAUGAGAUUCGUACUUCAUAAAGGCACAUUUAUAACGUCGAUCACCCAUUCUCGCGAGGCCUUCUUCGUCCCGACCAUCUUUCUUGCCAUUGCGACUAUCAUUACGGGAACUCAACGUUAUGCAAUCACGGAAGAAAGCACAUCACUGGUCUGGCUCAUCUCGGCUCUCUUUUGGGGAUACGUGGCCGGGUCUUUGUUCGUUGCAAUUGCUCAGUACAGUUACGUGUUCAAAACCCAUGAUCUUGGUCUCCAUACAAUGAUGCCGACUUGGAUCUUGCCAAUCUUUCCGAUCAUGCUUUCGGGCACGAUUGCCUCUGUUAUUGCAGAGACUCAACCCGAAAUGAAUGCAAUUCCGAUCAUCGUGGUCGGCUUAACCUGCCAGGGGUUGGGGUUGUCUGUGGCGUUCAUGAUGUAUGCGCAUAUGGUGGGACGUUUGAUGUCUAGAGGUAAGCUUGCUAUUAUAAAUCAUACUGAAAAGCUAUUAACUAAUUCACUCUUAGGCAUGCCGAACCGUGAGCAUCGAGCAGGUCUGUUCAUGAACGUUGGUCCACCGGCAUUCACAGCUUUGGCGGUCAUCGGUAUGGCGAAUGGACUGCCCGAUAACUUGGAUAUCAACAUGGGUAUGGUGCUGGAUAUGAAGGUAAUCAGACCGAUCGCGGUAGUGGCAGCUAUAUUUCUCUGGGCCUUAUCACUAUGGUGGUUUAGCAUCGCCACGGUAUCCGUUGUCCUUUCGCCGCCUCAAUACUUCCAUCUGAACUGGUGGGCGCUGGCGUUUCCGAACACAGGAUUCAUUCUGGCUACUAUUUCCAUCGGAAACGAGAUACAGCACGAAGGGAUUCGCUGGUUUGCGACCGGGUUAUCGAUCUGUCUGCUACUCACAUACCUUAUCGUGCUGUAUAACUUGGUUCGGGCUGUUGUCAUUCAAGACAUUAUGUAUCCAGGACGUGACGAAGACGUGCUAGAUGGCACUGACACUUGAAACCAACGGCGAACAAGGUGCCGACAAUUCGUCCAUUCUGCGGUAUAGGUUGAGGGACCAAACGACGCUACCAAGAACAAGGUUCGGGAAUAAUGGAAGGAGGAUGUUGAACUGUAGAAUAGAGGUUUAUAGAGAUUAGAUGUUAGAUGUUAGAUGUUUGUAGAAGGUAGAAAUAAAUUAGAGUGUGUGGGGGUGGGGCCACGAUACAA